Messenger RNA from Fusarium verticillioides 7600, 2661 nucleotides. RefSeq lists its product as hypothetical. Gene Ontology annotation, biological process: carotene catabolic process. Lineage: Eukaryota; Fungi; Ascomycota; Sordariomycetes; Hypocreales; Nectriaceae. Gene Ontology annotation, molecular function: carotenoid dioxygenase activity. Bases 420 to 2516 code for a protein of 698 amino acids. The transcript is spliced from 2 exons. The record is from RefSeq and is a predicted model, not a curated record.
UGACAUUGCCGUUACCGUGAUGGAGAUGGGUCUUGAUUAUGACGCGUGACAAAUUGUGCUAGUGGUUUUGAUGGAUGGAUAUUCCCAUCGCGUGCCGUGUUAUCCAGCGAUUGAUGCGACCUACGUCCUUCCUGAUCAUCUCGAUCUGAUGAGGGUUUGGCUAUAUAGUUAAGUUACUGGUGGUCUGCUGGCUGUGGAUGGGUGUAUCCUGUAUGUAUAGCUUCAUGGAGUAUCGUAUGCUUUGACAUACUUGCUUGUCUAUUUUCGCUUUCGAAUUGACUCAUCUCGCGAUGCAGCUUGAAGCCUUGCCAACUACUAACUGUCUAUUCUUGUCUUCGUUUGCUCUUUGGUGCGCGAUUCAUCAACCUCUCAUGCUACCACGACUCAAUACCGCGUAAUACCAUAGUCCACUUAUCAUCAUGAAGUUUCUGCAACAAAAUUCCCUCACACAAACGUCAAUGUCUCAGCCAGACGAGGAUAUCUCCCCGCCACUUCGUCACCCAUAUCUUUCUGGCAACUUUGCACCAAUCCAUCAAACAACAAAUCUCACUCCAUGCACAUAUAGUGGAUGCAUACCGCCAGAGCUGACCGGUGGUCAGUACGUUCGGAAUGGCGGCAAUCCCGUCAGCCACCAAGACCUUGGCAAAGACGCCCAUUGGUUUGACGGCGACGGUAUGCUCUCUGGCGUCUCGUUCAGAAAGACAUCCGUGGAUGGGAAGAUUGUACCAGAAUUUGUCAAUCAGUAUAUCUUGACGGAUUUGUACUUAUCGAGAAAGACGACGUCGGUUGUGUCGCCGAUAAUGCCAAGCAUCACGACCCUGGUAAACCCGCUAUCUACAGUGUUUCAGAUUAUGUUGGCGACCGUCAGGACGAUAUUUCUGGUCAUUCUCUCGAAUCUUCCUGGGUCUCAACAAGCCAUCAAGCGCAUCAGUGUUGCGAAUACUGCUGUCUUGUACCACGAUGGGAGGGCUUUGGCGACAUGCGAAAGUGGACCGCCCAUGAGGAUACAGCUUCCCUCGCUGGAUACUGUCGGCUGGUUCGACGGUGUCCAAGCUGAAGGAGAGCCAGAGAAAUCUCAAGCCAGCAGUGAUGACUCUCCGUUCGGCGGUAGCGGGCUCUUCAGCUUCAUGAGGGAAUGGACGACAGGGCAUCCCAAGGUCGACCCUGUCACUGGAGAGAUGCUUCUAUAUCACAACACUUUCAUGCCACCAUACGUGCACUACUCAGUACUUCCGAAAAGUAACGAAAAUGCGCCUGGGCACAGACUUGUCAGACUUGUCAAUCAGCCGGUUUUGGGAGUAUCUGGCGCUCGGAUGAUGCACGACUUUGGAGCAUCUCGAAGUCAUACUAUUAUCAUGGAUCUUCCUCUGAGCCUUGACCCUCUCAAUACAAUGAAAGGCAAAGAGGUUGUAGCAUACGAUCCGACGAAACCUUCACGGUUUGGAGUGUUCCCGCGCAAUAAACCGUCCAGCGUCCGUUGGUUUCAUACAGCUCCAUGCUGUAUCUUUCAUACUGCGAAUACCUGGGAUUCUCAUUCCAGUGACGGUAGGAAGUCUGUUAACCUUCUUGCUUGUCGAAUGACUUCCUCUACGCUAGUAUAUACAGCAGGAAAUAUUCGGCCUCCAGUAAGGCCUAUGUCUACCCGAGCGCGGGACUGGUCAGUCGAGAAGAAGGAAACGGCCUGCAGAUACAAAGAAGCUCCUACACUUGAGUCACCUGGGGAAGCAACUGGUGUGACCGAUUACUUCUCCACUACAGAGUCCGACGACUACGACCAAUGCCGACUGUACUAUUACGAAUUUGACAUGGCGACCAAAUCUCAGAACAGUGUCAAGAGCCAGUGGGCUCUCUCUGCGAUACCUUUCGAGUUUCCUUCUGUAUGUCCAGACCGAGAAAUGCAAGAGGCUCGUUACAUCUACGGCUGCAGCACGUCAACUUCCUGCUUUGGUGUUGCUCUUGGACGAGCUGACAAGGUCGAUCUGCUUAUCAAGAUGGAUGCCAAGACCCUCAUUCAACGUGGGAAGAAGAUGGACACAACGCCUAUCACUGGGUGUGUCGAUAGACGGUCAGUUGGCGAGAUUCUUGAAGAGAAGAGGAAGGAUGAUCCUAUAAAGAUAUUUCGUCUUCCGCCAAACCACUACGCUCAAGAGCCGCGGUUUGUUCCUAGAGAUUCUUCAACUGCGGAGGACGAUGGAUAUCUGCUCUUUUAUGUCUUCGACGAGUCUCAACUCCUGCCUUCUGGGGAUUGUCCCAAAUCUGCGAGGUCUGAGUUGUGGAUUCUUGAUGCUCAGAACAUGCGUGAUGUUGUGGCCAAGGUUCAGCUUCCCCAACGAGUACCAUACGGUCUGCACGGAACUUGGUUCUCUAGUGAGGAUAUUGAAGGUCAACGGGUUGUGAAGUCUUUGAGAAGCUUGGAAGAGGUGCAAAGGAAGAAGGAUGGUUGGGUUAAUAAUGGAGGACAGAUAAGGAAGUCAUGGAUGGUGCUGCGGGAGAAGUUGGAGACAGCUGUCGGAUGAUGGACUCUGGUUUUCAUUAUGGUUCGCUUUUACGAUACCCCAUUGCGAUCUCACGACCCAGUUUUGUAGCUUAUAGGUUUUGUCAAUAUGUGCAGACAACUCUUCAUCCUUCAAAUGAAUAAAUAAGAAUAUCUGACUACUCAUA